CUCGCGCAGGCUACGCUCGUUCGCUACGAGCUGACGCUACGCGCGGAUACCGUAGUCGAGGAAACAUAGCCCGUACAAUUACACGCUUGAAGUGAACAGAGUGACUAUUGUGACGAAGUUUAAAACUACAAGUGUGUUGUGUUAAUACUUGGUUUCUAAGUGUGAGUAUCUUCAAAUUGCAAGAACACCGUCUGUGGGGUCAGCUGGUAUGAAAUAAACGAGUAAAGGAGUCAUUACGAUAUCAUUGGUACCAUCAAAGUAGAUAAGUGAUGCAGUAGUUUUUAAAACUACACCGUCCUGGAGCAGAACUUCUGGCAUGAAGACAUGAAGAGACGUGGUGCUGGUGGAUAGCAUGACAGCAACAGCCACGGCGGCCUAAUGGCGCUGGUGCGUCGAAUACUAGGCGACGCCCAGGCGAAACUACGAAAAAUGGUAGAUGAACAAGUUUCCGUGGGAACGAGGGUCGAAGCAGAGGCAGAGCCUGAACCAGCCGAUCCCCUCAUUACACCAGCCUGCUCAGUUCUGGAUCGUGCAGAUCUUGACAGACCAGUUCCUCCUGAAAGACGACUUCUCAUCUCAACACUCGACAAACCUAGACACAGUUCUCUGAAUGGAGAUACAACGCUCAAUCGAUCGACGAGAUUAUCAAUACGAAACGGAAAGGAUAAUCCAUUUAUUGUUUCUUCCCCAGAUGACGACAAUAAAGAGAACCAAACGAAUGGUAAAUUGGAGUCACCAAUAAAAUGGUCGACACAAAAUGGCAGCGAUAGUGGCACCUACGCAGAGAUAGGUACAGGUGGAAAUAGCAACACGAGUGAUAAGAAUCCGUUAGAUCCAGCUGAUAGUUCUGAGGAGGAAGUUCCUUUGCCUGAAGCCACUUCUCCGGGAAGAAGCAGUGAUGGACCUGAGCCAAGAGCUGACAUUACCGCAACACUUGAUGGAGAAGCAGCUUCCCCCGGUGGUCGGUCAGAUCGCUCUCGUCAUGAGGAGGUGCCAGUUUCCCCCGGGAUGCUCACCGCAGCGCAGAUGGCUCGUCGGCUACGGGGCGAAAACGAACGAUUGCAGGCGGAGUUAACGCGGGUUCGACGCCUGUUGGUGGCAGCAGUGGAGAGAGGAGAAGCAGGAAAUGCUCUCAUAGAAGCACAAGCUCAAGGGCAAGAGGAAACCAACUUGGACCCACAGCAGAUGGAGAAGGAGCUUCUAUUGGCAAGAGAAGCUGUCAGCUCUCUGAAAGCGGAUAAAAAGCGGCUUAAGGCUGAGAAAUUUGAUUUACUCAACCAGAUGAAGCAGUUGUACGCGACCCUCGAAGACAAAGAGAGAGAACUUAGAGACUUCAUUAGAAAUUACGAACAGAUGCGGUCUAGAAGCGGUGCGUCUUCAGCACUCGGAGCGGAGCGCGCCGAACGUGAGCGGGAACGUGCAGCGUUGUUACGUCACGCGAGAGACGAGGCGGAGCGCUCCUUGCAACUGGCGGCAGCGUUGAACGCACGAGACACGCAGUUGCGGCACGCAAGAGAACAGCUCUUUGAAGCAAGGAGACAACUGCAAGCAGCUGGCUGUUUAUCUGAAGGUGAGAGCGUUGCGUCUCUCGGCCUAGGUCCUCCCAUGCUGAUCGGUGGACCUUCUGGACUUAUUGGCGAUAGAGGCAGUUGCAGCGCUGACUCAGGUGUUAGAGUGACAGGUAGCAGCGAUGGUGGCGCCACCUCGGUAUGCGGCGGGAAUCUCUCGGACUCCACAGCAGAGGGCGCUCCUCCCAUACUUGACCCGUACGAUACAGACGCUGUUUCGCUUGUGUCAUCAGCUCACCCGAUAUAUCAAUUGAGUACUCCAAGGGACUGCAGCCCAACUUUAUCCCCUCACAACAGCGCUUCCCCCUUCUCACGCUCCAUAGAUGCCGGAUCGUUGUCCAGGUCUGUUGAACAGCUGUCGAGCCCAGGUGAUGACUCAGGUCUGGUGGGUGGGGUGAGGUCCCGAGCCAGUACCAGCAAAGGAGGCAGGGGUCGAGGCUCCGCUUGGGGCUCUAUAUCUCGCGUGUUUGCUAGAAGCAGACAUCGCACUAAGUCUGGAAGCGCGGCUGCCAGUGGACAUGAAAGUGAGCCGGUGUACGCUAGCAGCUUUAGCAGUUAG
Molecule: messenger RNA, 2127 nt
Organism: Leptidea sinapis
Lineage: Eukaryota; Metazoa; Arthropoda; Insecta; Lepidoptera; Pieridae
Gene: Liprin-gamma
Exons: 15
Coding region: 379-2127 (582 amino acids)
Source: RefSeq, a predicted model, not a curated record